CGCGCCCUUUGGACUGCUGUGUACAGAACGCCCUGUUUAUGAGUAAACAUAACGGUAUGCCCAUCCCAGCCUAGAAUCAUGUCGCUAAAGGCAGUUGUUGGUACUAAUAUUCUUGAAGUGGUGAAGUCGGUGCGGAAGGGUAAAGAAUGGAGAGUAUUGAUUGUGGACCAACUCGGUAUGAGGAUGAUGUCCUCUUGCUGCAAGAUGCACAACCUAACAGAAAAUGGGAUUACAAUUGUUGAGGAUUUAGCCAAGAAGAGAGAGCCGUUGAGGUCAAUGGAGGCUGUGUACCUGAUACAACCUAACCAGACUUCCAUUGACAUUUUGAAGAGGGAUUUUGAAAACAUUCGUGACCUACAAUAUAGGCUUGCCCAUGUAUUUUUCACUGAAGCUUGUCCCGAUGACUUGUUUACGGACAUCUGCCGAAGCCCUGCUUCCAAGUUCAUAAAGACGCUGAAAGAAAUCAACAUAGCCUUUCUGCCAUGUGAAGCCAAGGUUUUCUCACUCGACAACCCAGAAAGUUUCAGCACGCUGUACAAUCCCUCAAAGAACAGCUAUUGUUCCAGCACCCUUGAGAAGCUAGCUGUACAGAUUGCCACUCUCUGCUCCACUCUUGGGGAGUAUCCCAGCAUCCGUUUCCGAUCGGAUUUUGAGCAUAAUGCAGAGCUAGCACAGAGCAUACAAACCAAGCUGGAUGCCUACAAAGCAGAUGAUCCCACUAUGGGGGAGGGACUUGACAAGCAUCGUUCGCAGCUGCUUAUUGUCGACCGAGGGUUUGACCCUGUGUCACCUCUGCUCCACGAGCUGACCUUUCAGGCCAUGGCCUAUGACCUGCUUCAAAUUGAGAAUGAUGUCUACAGGUAUGAAGCGCCAUCACCUGACAUGCCUUACAAGGAAGUGCUGCUCGAUGACAAUGAUGAACUGUGGGUGGAGCUACGCCACCAACAUAUUGCUGUUGUAUCUCAGGAGGUGACAUCAAAAUUAAAGCAGUUUGCUAUUGAUAAAAGAAUGAAAAGCAAAGAUGAGAAGACAAGUAUGAGAGAUCUGUCAGUGAUGCUGAAGAAGAUGCCUCAGUAUCAGAAAGAAUUACGAGUGUAUUCAACUCAGUUGCGAUUGGCUGAAGACUGCAUGACAAAGUUCAAAGGUAAUGUGGAGAAGCUGUGCCGUGUUGAGCAGGACCUAGCCAUGGGAACUGAUUCGGAAGGAGAGAGAAUCCGAGAUCAUAUGAGGAGCAUCGUUCCGAUUUUACUGGAUCAGAACAUCACUCCCAUGGACAAGAUUCGCAUAAUCUUGCUCUACAUUAUUGGCAAGAAUGGAAUUAGUGAGGAGAACUUAGCCAAGUUAAUACAACAUGCACAGAUCCCUGACCCAGAGAAAAAUAUUGUGACUAACAUGAAGCGUUUGGGUGUGCAGGUCAUUUAUGAUCCAAAAUUCCGAAAGCCUAAAUCGAUAGAACGAAAGGAACGUGUUUCGGAACAUACUUAUCAACUUUCACGUUGGUCACCUUUAAUUAAAGAUGUGAUGGAGGAUGCAUGCUCCGAUAAAUUGGACCAGAGAAUGUUCCCAUACCUAUCAGGGAAACCAGCAUCAUCAAGUCACAGUUCGUCUGGUACUAGAAGUGCAAGAUACGGGCACUGGUCAAAGGGCCCAAGUCGUUCAGAGCAUCGCAGUGGACCACGUCUUAUUGUAUUCAUGCUGGGCGGCAUGACAUACUCUGAAAUGCGUUCUGCGUAUGAAGUCUGUAAAGACAGCCAGUUCAGCUCCUGGGAAAUCUACAUCGGUUCAACGCACAUGAUCACCCCAGAGAACUUUCUGUCAGAUCUGCGUGAUCUGAGUAACAGCUGAACAUUGACACAUCAUCAACCACUAUGAUCGCUGAUUUCUGACCAAUCAUCUUUGUUGGUUUUCUAAAUAUCUUACUCUUUCUAAUCAUCCACCAAUCUGAAAGUCAUGUGCCACCUAGCUAUUGGUUUAUCUUAUGCAUUAUUAUACAUAUAUAUAUAUAUAUAAUAAAAAUAUAUACACAUUUAUUUAUGAAUUUAUUGUUUCUUACUAUAGUAUUUCCAAUGAUAACAUUUGAAAUUUAAUGUUUGUUUUCAUAAUUCCUUUUCACCAUUCCAGUUUUUGAUUUAUUGUAUAUGUUUUAUUACUAUGGAUGAUUAGUUUAGUUGACUGUUCGUUAUGACACUUAUAUGACUUCAUAGUAAUUAAUUAAUUAUAUAUCUUUGCUAUAGUAUUAAAAUGUUUAAAUCUUAAAUACCAAAUACUACAAAAAAACGAAUAUCUGUUAUUGAGACAAUUGGUAUUUUAGCCAUUUUGUGUCCUGCCAUUAAAAGUGUCAUUACAAGAUACAUUAUGUUGAAACUGAAUGAUAGCCAUUUUGAGUCCAGUAGCAAACUUUCAUUGGAUUGUCUCUACACUACAUUUACCAUUAUAUUCAAAUAAUAUUAUGAAUAAUAUUUUGAUUGUUGUAGACAUGCAGUUAUAGCUGAACAACUGUUAUUAGGCCUAUGAUUUUAGACUCAAAUUUAUAAACUGAAUGUGCAAUAGUCUUCUAAUACAAUUUAGGUAAGGGAUUUUCUGUAGCACUAUCAAUUAUUCAUUGUUUAUUGUAAUCAGAUUUGUUCAUAAAUGUGAAAAAAACUGCUGAAAAUCAGAUUUUCCCCUUGCGGAUAAAAACAAAAUCUUGGGAGAAAAUUGUACUAAUUGUGGUCUUGUUUCUUUUUGUGGCAAGGUUCUUGUUUAUUAUAUGCAACAUAAAUAAUUGGGGAUCAGUCUCUAGUACUUGUAUGCCAGUACGUGUGUAAGGUAAACUGCUGUAGUUUAUACGUAUCCCGAUUUUAAAGGGUUAAAAAAAUUGAACUUUUGCUGUUUUUACCUUUUUGCUGAUUAAAUUCAGACAAACAUUGUGAGCUGCAGAUGAUUAGAGUCUGUGCUGCUGUUUAAUUCUUUGAAUUUUAGUAUUGCAAUAAAAUCAAGUAAAAAUAUAUAAACAUUGAUAUGUACUAGGUAUACUGGUUUUUCACCUUAACCAGAUCCACAUGAUAAGUCUUAUAUUUUUCUGAUGAAAAUAUUGAUGUGUUCAAAUGCGAUUACCGAGACAGAAGCUCAUGUUGAAUAGUUGUGGAUAUUUUUAAAGUGGUAGUACCACAUGGUCAUAUCAUCAUUUAGGGUAAGCCAACGUUUAAUCAACUUUAGAGAAUACAAACAUCCUGAAGUCUGUCUCUCUCUGAUUAGUUAACACUAGAAAUGACAACUUGACUGCAACAGAAAAAAUAAUUGACCAUCAUUUCUGUAUGCACUCUGGUAGGGAAAAUUGUGCAUGAAUGCUCAUCACCUUUACUGAAGUAAAUCACCAUUUUAUGGGUGUUUUGCAUAUCCACCCAGCAUGAAAAAAAUGUAUACAUGCAACUUUUGAUGGGGCAAGGGAGAAGAUGAACAACAUCUGUGUGUAUAGGUGCCGCAGCAGCAUCACAUCAAUUAUAAUGAAAUGUCAACCCCAGUCAUGAGUCAAACAUUAAAUUUUUGAAAAUUCAGUAAUAAUAAUCAGAUAGUUGUUAGAUAAUUUAUUAUCAGAUGAACAUUAUAAUUCAGUGCUGCAGAAAGAUAGCCAUAGCGUGUAAAAAAUAUCAUGCAGGGAUGAUUAAGAAUUCAUCAUAUAAGUGUACUUUGUGACAGGUUGAAAGCUUCUUGCAGAAGUCGUGGAAUUUUUAUUUGUAUUCGAGCAAUACUUUAUGAAUGAUGUUGAACUUGUUCUUAAUAUUUUUCAGGGCUUGCUAAUAUUAUUGUCUCUCCUGUAAUACCAGUGUAUAUAAAUAUCUAAACAUAGAAUAAACCUAGUGUAUACUUAUUAUACUGUGUACUUGUAACAAUAUAGUUUCAGAAUGAUUUUCAUUGUUUUCAGCAUCUUUAAAGCUUCAUCUAUUUUAUAUUUUGUUCGUAAAGAGUGCAUGAAUUUUUUUUUAUUAAUACCACUAUCUAAACAUUUAUUUAUUUUAAAAUUUAUCAGAAUUGUAGUAUUUUUCAGAAAUUUUAAAUUUUGAAUUUCUUGUACAACCAUCUAGAAAUACUUUUGAAUUUAUUCCUAUUAAAAAAUAUUCAUUUUGGAAUUAAUGUUUCAAAUAAUUAGAUAACAUAAUUGUUUAGAACACAAUGUUUUUAAAGUUAAAAUUACCAGUAUUUGUUUCAUGUAUAUUUUGAUUAGAGGAACAAUCUAUUGUAGAAAAAAGUGUUUGAUAUUUAUUAGAAUUUAGAGAACACAGUAAAUGACAACUGAACAUUUAUUAAGAUAAAGGUUGACAUGGACCAUCACCAAUUUAACGUUAGUGUUAGUUACUAAUUUAAUUUGAUACAUAAUAUAAGGUAUUAUGCAUAAUUCUUAUCCUGGAAAGGAUUCUGUUCAAUAUAUAUGUAUAUAUUUGUUUAUUAAUCAAAUUACAAACAAAUAAUAACAUAUUUUUUUGUGUUCAGGCAUCCUGUGUUUCCAAAUAGCCUUGAUUGCAAAUCAAGCAAAAUUGAAAUUCAGACAAAAAUUCAGGUGUCUGAAUAUGCAAGUCAGUAUAUUUGAAUAACUGAAUAUGCAGAUUGAGAAGUUUAUGAUGUUAAAUAUUCAUUAAAUAUGCUGAGUAUGUAAAGUGAAAGAAUGUUGAGAAAGGUUGUUUACAAUAUUGAUCUAUGAUUAAAAACUUGAAUAAGAAUUAUAAACAUUGUUUUGAAUUGGUAGUACCAAGUAUAGUCUUCAAGUUGAAAUAUUUAAUUAGAAUUUGAAUAAUUUGUUAUUUUAAUUGAAAAUUGUUGCUAACUGUAAUACAGAUUGAAUAUGUAUGGUCUUAGACAUCUAAACAUGAAGACUUUGUUGUUGUUAGAACCAUGUGUGAUGUAGCAACUGAUUUAGUUUACCUUAGUGUUCAGUGCUGGAAAAAAUAAAGUAUUCUUUUUUCAUAUUAUCCAUAUCAAAAGCUCUAUUCAACCUCAAUGGUUGCUUUGUGCGUAAGUAAAAUUUUUCCGCAAUAGUGGAGUGUGAUUAUAUCAAAAAUGGUGCAUUUUGAGGUUUAAAGAAAACUAAAGCUACUGUGUACAUGUUUGCUUCUUGUCAAAAUAGCCUACUAUUAUGCCACACCAAUAAGCCAAUCGUAAUUUAUUGCAAGCUAGUGAAAUAUUAAUAGGAAUUUAUGUAUCUUAAUUAUGAAUACAGAAUAUGUUGUUGAAUAAGGAUAGGAAAACUCAAUACAUAAUGAAUAGUAUUUGUGAAAGAUGUAAUGAUUUAAGUAAUGAACAAAUUGAGUGUAAGUACUUAAUAUGCAGAUUGCUAUUAAUAAAUGUAGGUCAUUGAACUAUAA
Anneissia japonica is the source of this 5339-nucleotide messenger RNA. RefSeq names its product syntaxin-binding protein 1-like. The record is from RefSeq and is a predicted model, not a curated record. Gene Ontology annotation, biological process: vesicle-mediated transport; neurotransmitter secretion; intracellular protein transport. NCBI's taxonomy places the organism in Eukaryota, Metazoa, Echinodermata, Crinoidea, Comatulida, Comatulidae. Gene Ontology annotation, molecular function: syntaxin binding. The transcript has 16 exons. The coding region runs from base 79 to 1845 and encodes 588 amino acids. Gene Ontology annotation, cellular component: plasma membrane; secretory granule.